Esox lucius (northern pike) is the source of this 2942-nucleotide messenger RNA. RefSeq names its product serine/threonine-protein kinase pim-3. Gene Ontology annotation, biological process: negative regulation of apoptotic process; regulation of mitotic cell cycle; protein autophosphorylation. The transcript has 6 exons. Gene Ontology annotation, molecular function: protein serine/threonine kinase activity; ATP binding. Gene Ontology annotation, cellular component: cytoplasm. Lineage: Eukaryota; Metazoa; Chordata; Actinopteri; Esociformes; Esocidae. Bases 529 to 1518 code for a protein of 329 amino acids. The record is from RefSeq and is a predicted model, not a curated record.
UUUUACCAUAGCAUUCAUUAUAUUAUUUCUACAAUGUUUACAUUUGUAUAACGUAUUUCCGGAUAUAACAACGAAUUACAGGAAAAUAACGAGUGGCGUGUCCGUGGCGGAGGGAUAUAACAUCUCCGACAAGUCAAAAUAUUGGCGUGUAGAAGUAGUUGGGAGACCGCGCCAAAGAUCAGAGUGCGAAUAUACUUCGGAAUAUUAACACAGGUCUUAGGAUCUCUUGUCACCUUCUUGUAUAAAGCUAAUAUUUAUACGAUCUGUGAGUGUCGUUUCUUUGGUAUCUUGAGAAGCCGCUAUUCUUUCAGCUGCAGCAAUCAGGAUAAGAGGAUUUUCGUUGUAUACGGCGUUUCCGAAUUUGGAUAAGGACGACGCGGCAUUUAUUUGACACGGUGCGGUGGAGUUGGCACACUGGAUAGCUAGCGGAUACCAUCGCUAACCUUUGCAAUCAUAUUUAGCUACAUUGGACUGGUCUGAAUCUACCUUUCCAGAUAAACAAGGAUUUCUUUAGUCUUACGUUCGAGUAUGUUGCUGUCAAAGUUUGGCUCAUUCUCACACAUUUGCAACCCGUCGAGCAUGGAUCAUUUACCGGUGAAAAUACAACUCCAGUCAGUAAAACCGGACAAGGAGCCGUUCGAAAAGGUUUACCAAGUGGGAUCUGUGCUGGGCAGUGGUGGAUUUGGCACAGUCUACGCCGGUAGUCGGCUCUCGGAUGACACACCGGUCGCAGUGAAACAUGUGGCGAAGGAGAGAGUUACGGAAUGGGGCACUAUUAAUGGUGCAAUGGUGCCUUUGGAGAUUCUGCUUUUGAAGAAAGUCAGUUCAUCGUUUCGAGGGGUUAUAAAACUGCUGGAUUGGUAUGAGCGACCCGACGGCUGGUUGAUUGUUAUGGAACGACCGGAGCUGGUCAAGGAUCUUUUCGAUUUCAUAACGGAGAAGGGUGCUUUGGGAGAAGAAACUGCGAGAGGAUUUUUCCGCCAGGUUUUGGAGGCUGUCCGUCACUGCUACAGCUGCGGGGUAGUUCACAGAGAUAUCAAAGAUGAAAAUCUUCUUGUAGAUCUACGCACUGGGGACCUCACGCUCAUUGACUUCGGUUCAGGGGCGAUUCUCAGGGACACUGUCUACACUGACUUUGACGGUACAAGAGUAUAUAGCCCGCCAGAGUGGAUUCGCUUCCAUAGAUACCACGGGCGCUCAGCAACGGUGUGGUCACUAGGGGUGCUGCUAUACGACAUGGUCUGUGGAGACAUCCCCUUUGAGCAGGAUGAAGAAAUCCUUAGAGGGAAGCUGUACUUCAGGAGGAGAGUGUCUGCUGAGUGCCAGCAGCUGAUCAAGUGGUGCCUGUCGUUACGGCCCUCAGACAGGCCUACCUUGGAACAGAUCCUGGACCACCCGUGGAUGUGCUUGGCUGGGGAGGUGUCGCCGUCCUCCAAGCCAGAGGAUGGGGACAUCCGGCUGAGCACGAUUGAAACAGACACAUCCUCCAGCACAAGCUCCAGCAAGGAGAGCCUAUGAAAGACAAGGGGGUGGGGGGGUGGAUAACUGGACUCAAAGGGCUCUGGUCCUGAUGCCCCACCAUGGCUUAGGCUGGCAGAAUUAUAAUUUUUUCUUUUCCUUUUUUAGGGAAUUAUUUAUUACAGUUUGUUCUUCCUUUUUAUCUUUUAUUUUUUUAUAAGUCGUUGUUUCCAAAUGUGGAACAUUUGCUGUUUGGGCGGUCUUUACCAGUGACUAUUUAUUUUAUACUUUGUUUUCAAAUUUGUUACAUUGAGGCUGGUUUAAACCCCCCCUAUUCAGACAGACAAGUCUGCUCUCAUAGAGCUUGGAUAAUACCUUUUAUUUAAAUGUUUUAAUUUUGAUUUGGAGUGCCUUUUUGAAAGCUGCUUUUUGGGGCUUUCGUCAUAACUUUUGAGUUGUAACACUUUUGGGUCGGAUUGUAAGUUUCCCACCCUGUCAUGAAGAUUUGUCUUUGUUUCAGUGUGGCAAACUACACCACCCAGAAUGCUUGGGGAUCAUACGAUUGGGGACAAUGGGGAGGGGGGGGGUUGUUAACAGUUAACCAUGGAAUACUUGAAACGCAACUCACUCACAAUGCGUCCCCUAACUACGCUGCUCACUCCUAUUACACCCUCAAAAGAGAUGUUGGGAUUUCUCAAAAUCAGAUUUUUUAUUUUUUUGAAUGUGUAUAAAAAAUACACCCCCCCCUUAAAAUCUCACUGCUGACACUACAUUGCUCCUGCCCUGGUCUGGUGUGAAAUGCAGGGCCUAAGUGUGAAAUGCACAAUCAAUGCAAUAUUCAUGGACUCAGUUAUGUAUUUUUGAAUACAAAUAUUGUACAGUGUUUCUUUUCUUUUUACAUUUUGUUGUACACACCCUCCUCCCCCUCACAUUUAAUUUAUUUGUAAUGUUUAGACAUUCCACAUUCUUGUGGCUAUUUAUUUAUUUAUUAUCUAUGCUUAAGAGAGAAAGUGAGAAAUCCCAGAAUUUGCAUAUCUUUAAAUGGCCUUUUGUUUUGCAUUCCUGUAAUUAUUUUUCAUUUUUUUCACUUCAACAAUUCUUUUGAGAUGGUGGAUGGAUGCACUGAAGCUGUUGUCUAUGUAAAGAGGAAUAAAACAAGGUUUACUUAAAUUUGGAAGAGCUAUGAAUGUUAUUUAACUCCUUUAUGGUGGUGUCUAUGGUGAUUUUUGGAUAGACUGGCCAUACCUGAAUCUGAAAUUACAUCUGUGUUUUCGGCCUGCAUUACAUGUGUGCUGUCUCCAUGCAUUUAACUCUGUGGAAGUGUAUAGCUAUUUGAUGGGAUAGGGCUAUCUAUUUAUGUGGCUAGCCUGGUGUUAGAUGUUCUCUUUCACAUUAGCUGUAUGACAUGUGAACAAUGAUACAGAUCUGGAGAUGCUAUUUUUUUAUACAAACAUUUCAAUAAAAUCUUUUUUUUGUACAGAAAA